GCCGUCGACACAGACUCGUAGUACCUCGAACGCCCCGGCAGGCAGGCAGAGUGUGUGUUGAGUCCCGGUUUUUUUUCACUUCCCCGUUCACUCCCCCAUAACAAAAACUCUUCCCUUUGCCCCUGAACCGGUUUGCUCCGUGUCGGUGUGCGUGUAUUCCUAUGUUUUCAUCUCUCUCCCUGUCCGCCGGGUUAGUGCUUUCGUGCCCAAGCUUCCAAGCGCUGGAGUGCUAGAGAAAGAGAGGAAGCAAAAAAAAAACGUGUCGCUUUCGUCGCAACCUAACUCCGCAAAGUGUCCACCCGGGUGCCCGGUUGUGUGCGUGUGUGUUUGUGUGUGUGUCCUGAAAGUCGGAAGAACGUGGUGUGGCCGCAAUUUGCGCGCGCGCUAGCCGAGGUGUGGUCCAGUUCCAGAUCUUCCUGCUUGUCCUGCUUCUUGCUGUGUGUGUGCGCGCGCCCAGAUGAACCUCCCUCCUGGAGUGCAGACGGUUCCUUGAGAAGAAGAAUGAAAAUACGACGCAAUCGUCGGCCGCCCGCAAACAGAAGAAGAUGCUCUCAGGGCAUUUCCCAACCUGCACCGUAGGAUUGCUGAUUUGGUUCGGAUGCUUUUCCACGCUCGUACACGCAAACAUCAUUCAUAAUGUGCUGGGUCUGCCGGACACCUGCGUCUACCAGAACCAGGUUCGCACCUGCCGGCUUUCCUUCUCCUGCUGGCUGGAGGGUGGACGGCACGUGUCCGGCUGUGGCGAAAACCGAUGGCUCAUGUCCUGCUGUGUGUACGACAAUGAGCAAUCGAGUGCCGUUCUUGCGCCAAAGGUAGCGUACGCCGGACCGAUGGUACCGAUGGUGCCAGUGCUGCAGCCCAUCGUACCGGUGAACCGACCCAACAUGCUUGCUCCACCCCAAAGCUUUACCAAGAAGAAAAGCUUUUUCCAUCGUCGCUCCGACCAGCUGAUGCAGAACGAAUGUGGCAUUCCGCAAACGUCACAGAACACGCUGCAGAAGCGCAUCAUCGGCGGACGGACGGCCAACUUUGCCGAGUACCCGUGGCAGGCGCACAUCCGCAUAGCGGAGUACCAGUGCGGUGGUGUGCUGGUGUCACGCCGGUUCGUCGCCACUGCGGCCCACUGCAUCCAGCAGGCCCGGCUGAAGGACAUCCUCAUCUAUCUGGGCGAGCUCGAUACGCAAAACUCGGGCAAAAUUGUUGAACCCCUGCCGGCGGAGAAGCAUCGGGUGGAGAUGAAAAUCGUCCAUCCGAAGUUUAUCUUCCGCAUGACGCAACCGGACCGGUACGAUUUGGCCCUGCUGAAGCUUACCCGGCCGGCCGGCUACAAGUCACACAUACUGCCCAUCUGUCUGCCGAUGCGGCCGCUGGAGCUGGUCGGCCGCAAGGGCAUCAUUGCCGGGUGGGGCAAAACCAACGCCAACAUGGGCCAGACGGGUACCAACAUCCUUCGAACGGCGGCCGUUCCUAUCAUUAGUACAAAAGAAUGUUUGCGAUGGCACAGCAGCAAAAACAUCAACGUGGAGCUGUUCAACGAGAUGUUCUGCGCCGGCCAUUCCGAUGGACAUCAGGAUGCUUGCUUGGGUGACUCGGGUGGGCCGCUCAUUAUCAACGAUCGCGGGCGGUACACGCUGAUCGGCAUUACCAGCGCUGGGUUCGGCUGUGGCGUUGACCAUCAGCCCGGCAUCUACCACAACGUGCAGAAAACAAUCAAAUGGAUACAGAGCGUUAUCUAUGCGUAAGGCAGGGAAGGGGAUGCCGUAUGUCUUCCCGUGGUGCUCUCUUCACCCCCCAAAAACAGUGCAAACCAGCGGUGCAGUAAAAACAGUAUUGAUUAUUUAUUGAGAUAGCAUUUUAAUCAACCUGGCGAAAGCGAAUGCAGCACACUAUUGUGAUCUUUUUUCCUUUUUUUUUUAAUCUGCGAACGAUGCAAACAAAACGUAACAAAACGAUGAAAAUCUUCUACCCUUACUAGUGGUGCAAAACGUUUCAAAAGUUACCGUGCUACACAAUUUCUUAGGAAGAUUUUACCAGUUUGAAUGAUUGACUGAUUGCUCUCUGUAUUCUUCAAGUGACGCUAAUUCAAGAGCGAGCGAACAAUGCAAUGAAUUUUAUGAAAUAAAUUA
Messenger RNA from Anopheles gambiae (African malaria mosquito), 2126 nucleotides. RefSeq names its product serine proteinase stubble. The transcript has 5 exons. The record is from RefSeq and is a predicted model, not a curated record. The coding region runs from base 546 to 1742 and encodes 398 amino acids. Gene Ontology annotation, biological process: proteolysis. Gene Ontology annotation, molecular function: serine-type endopeptidase activity. Lineage: Eukaryota; Metazoa; Arthropoda; Insecta; Diptera; Culicidae.